UUCGCGAGUGAAUACUUAUUAGGCGGUGGCUACUUUUACCAACAAAAGAAGUUUCAACGCGCGCGUAAUGGAAUUUUUCAUAAAACUCUUCGUUUUAAUUACUUGGUCAACCUUAGCCACAGGUCAACGGUGGAAUACCUACGAUGGUCUACCGUCCAUUUUCUUAGCACAUCAAGGUGAAAAGGUAUUUAUGCCACCACACACACUACCUGGAUAUGAAAUUGCUGCCAUAACGGGUGCAGAAUACGUUGAACCCGAUUUAGUGAUGACAAGAGACAAUGUCUUGGUGUGCUACCACGACGUGACACUAAAAAGGGGAACAAACAUCGAAGAGCAUCCGGAAUUCGAACAUUUGCGACGAAAUUUUAGCGGCAUUAUCGGAGUUGUGUACGAGAAUAUCGUGGACGAUUUUUUCGUUGAAGAUCUGACUCUGGCCGAACUGAAAACGUUGAAAGUGAAGCAGAAUAAUGAAGGAGUCAGAUUGCAGUAUUUCAAUGAUCAUCUUCAGAUUCCAACAUUCCAAGAGUUUAUCGAUGUUAUUCAUAAGAUGACCGUGAAAUUGAAUAGGACAAUUGGAAUCAUUCCCGAACUAAAGCAUCCGUCGUUUCGAAAUCGCAAUUCCAGCAAUCCACAUUUCAUGGAAGACGUUUUCUUAAAUUCGUUGACCGCGAACGGUUAUGCUUUAAAUGCAACACAGAGCCCACAAUGCCGAGCUAUAUUCGACAAUGUUAAUGCAACAAUCAAUUGUCCACCAGUCAUAAUUCAAAAUUUUGAUAAAAAUGCCCUUGCAUACAUCUCAACUCAAACGGAUCUGGACCUGAUGAUGGUAGUGCAUCCUGACCUUCCGUGGGUUACGUUCCAAGGUAUGGCAGAAGUUUCGUUAUUUUCCCGUUAUUAUUGCGUGUGGAAGGAAUAUAUGUACGUCGGUGUUGAGGCCGAACUCGCCUAUAAUAACAAAACGUACGACGCCGAAUUGAUCGAAUCGAUGGGCGGAUUUGUUCCUGCUAAAGAAUUUGUAACUGAAGCGCAUCGUCUAGGAAUGAAAAUGGCACUGUUCACGAUCAACGAUUCUAGGGAACCGUCCAGACGAGGAUGUGCCAUAACGCCGGGAUGUGAUCCCGACGACAAGGAGGAGGAAUUGUUCUACUUUUUCGAAAUGGGUGUGGAUGCCAUUUUCAUUGAGAGUUUGGCUGAGUCACGGGAAAUUCGCAUGAAGUUUGAUUUUCAGAUUCGAACCAAUCAGACAAAAGUUUAAAGUGAUUUCAAUUGGAAUUAGACAUAGUUGUAGAGAAAUGAUACCUAGAUGGCGUUGCUUAGUUUAUGUAUAUCAUACUAAAACUUUCAAAAAUAAGAUAAAGAAUAU
This is a messenger RNA of Bradysia coprophila, 1363 nucleotides long. RefSeq lists its product as uncharacterized. Lineage: Eukaryota; Metazoa; Arthropoda; Insecta; Diptera; Sciaridae. Gene Ontology annotation, molecular function: glycerophosphodiester phosphodiesterase activity. The record is from RefSeq and is a predicted model, not a curated record. Gene Ontology annotation, biological process: lipid metabolic process.